GCAACCGUGCAGCUGAAGAACCCUGCAGCCUCACUUCAUACAGUGUUUGUAUAAAAAGUUGUUUUUACCUCGUAGAGAGAGGAGAGGAGUUGGUGUACUUGUGUGUAUGUUUGCAGCAGCAUGUCUGAAUAUCCGACAUUCCAGCAUGGCAAGUCUCGUUUCGACCAGAGCACAUUCUCUGGACGGUUCAGGCACUUCCUGGAUGUGAUCGACCCCAGCACGCUCUUCGUGUCAGAGAAACGAUUGCAGGAAUGUGUGAAGCUGCUCGACCAAUUCAAACAAGGAGCUCUGCCUCCAGGAGUCACAGAUGCUCAGCUUUGGCAAGCUCAAAAAAUCCAGCAGGCCAUCAUCCACCCUGACACGGGGGAGAAGAUCCUCAUGCCCUUUCGGAUGUCAGGUUUUAUCCCCUUUGGCACACCAGUGGUUAUCGGUCUUCUUCUACCCAAUCAAACAUUGGUGUCAACGGUCUUUUGGCAGUGGUUAAACCAGAGUCACAACGCCUGUGUUAACUACUCCAACCGCAACGCCUCAAAGCCAGCUCCAGUUUCCAAAUUUUUCCAGGGAUACCUCGGAGCGGUGACCAGCGCUGUCUCCAUCGCUGUUGGGUUGAACGUGUUAGUCCAGAAAGCCAGCCGCUUCAGCCCAACGACCCGGCUGGUAGUGCAGAGGUUCAUCCCCUUCCCCGCAGUGG
Messenger RNA from Labrus bergylta (ballan wrasse), 691 nucleotides. The record is from RefSeq and is a predicted model, not a curated record. NCBI's taxonomy places the organism in Eukaryota, Metazoa, Chordata, Actinopteri, Labriformes, Labridae.